Messenger RNA from Suillus fuscotomentosus, 1402 nucleotides. RefSeq names its product vacuolar fusion protein MON1. The coding region runs from base 12 to 1289 and encodes 425 amino acids. Gene Ontology annotation, biological process: protein targeting to vacuole; vesicle-mediated transport. Lineage: Eukaryota; Fungi; Basidiomycota; Agaricomycetes; Boletales; Suillaceae. Gene Ontology annotation, cellular component: Mon1-Ccz1 complex; fungal-type vacuole membrane. The record is from RefSeq and is a predicted model, not a curated record. The transcript has 9 exons.
UAUCCUCUAUCAUGGGCAUAGUUCAAGCGCUUUUGUCAGUCUUCCUCGACGAUGGCGAUAAGCUACGCUGUAUAAAUGCCGGAAGAUUGCGGAUAACCUUCCUGCUUCGGUCCCCCCUGUAUUAUGUUUGCGCAUCAUCGUGGGGUGAGCCAGAGUCUGUCACUCGCUCACACCUCGAGUAUCUACAUCUACAAAUACUGAGCAUCGUCACGGCAUCCCAAUUGAGACGCAUCUUCGAGCGUCGCACGAACUUUGACUUACGUAGGUUAUUAGACGGUUCGGAACCAUUUUUGUUUUCGUUGUUAGGUCGAAUGGAACUCGACCUUGCAAUGGCGACUUCUUCCUUGAAUUGUCUACAGUUGGAUCAGAACUUGCGAGCGCGUGUUGCUGAAGCACUGGUACCGACCUCAAAGAUGAAGGAUACCCUCUACAUCAUUUUAGUCGCACGGGGUCAGGUCAUAACAUUGGUGCGACCUAAAAAGCAUUCAAUACACCCUUCUGAUAUACACAUUCUGGUCAAUACCGUUUAUUCUCCGUCUAUUGUCAACUCGCCUGCAUCUGCGUCAUGGAUUCCAGUUUGUCUACCGAAGUUCAACCCCGCUGGUUUUGUCAACGCAUAUAUCACUUUUUUGCAUCGCCCUGACACAGACUAUAAAUAUUAUCAGAGGACAACACUCGAGAACAAUGAAAGUGCAGAUAUCACUGGCGCCAGUCAUGUUGCCGAAAACAGUCGUGGUGCCACUUCACGGCACACAACCAGGCUCAUAGAAGAUUCUGGCAUUGGACUUGUGUGCAUCAGCGGAGGAUCAGAGUUCGAGACUGUGCGAGCAUGGUGCGAUAUCGUCACUCAGAAAUUAAAUGACGAUGGAUCCCUCGACACGCUGGCCAGAGCUGUCGACUCCGGGAAAACACGGUACUUUGCCUCUCAGCUGGGGAUACCUGGAUUGCGUCACUUUGUUUAUAAGUCGAGGCCGCAUGUUCAAAUUACCUUACCGGCUUUUGAGGAGCCUUAUGAUACCCUCGAUGCGAGGAGAAGGAUUGUCACAUUGUACCAGAUCGUACAUGACGCCAUACACGCAAAAUCUGGGCAAACAGGAAACCUCAAGCUACAAUACCUUCGUACGGAAAAGGAAAUAGUCAUGGGUUGGAUAACGCAACCGUUCGAACUGUACGUGGUUUUAUCGCCACGGUUACCCAAGGCUGCGGUGAUCAAUGCUGCAAACGCAGUUACUCGGUGGGUGAAGAAAGAGGAAGGUCAACUUUUCCUGAGGGAUGCCCCGGUUUUUUAAUGGGCGUACUGACGAGACAAUACCCUCAUUCAUUGGCGUCGGGUGUUCUUCGGUUAAUGUUUGCUUAGUAUAACUACGAGAUCUCUGCAUCAAUCUGACCCAUCAGAAACAUG